Messenger RNA from Octodon degus (degu), 2233 nucleotides. RefSeq names its product GSK3B interacting protein (gene Gskip). The coding region runs from base 169 to 588 and encodes 139 amino acids. The record is from RefSeq and is a predicted model, not a curated record. Gene Ontology annotation, cellular component: cytoplasm. The transcript has 4 exons. Lineage: Eukaryota; Metazoa; Chordata; Mammalia; Rodentia; Octodontidae. Gene Ontology annotation, molecular function: kinase regulator activity; protein kinase A binding. Gene Ontology annotation, biological process: regulation of canonical Wnt signaling pathway.
AGGGGCGAGAGUCCGGGCGAGAGCUAGGGCCAGCGCGAGGGAGGGGGCGGUGCCGCGGGUCGGCUCCGGACGCCUCCGAAGAAGGAAGAAGGUUCGGGACGCGCGCAGAGACAAAAUUCUGGGCUUGGCCGUGCAGAGCUAUAAUCCCAGCUACUCAGGAGGCUGAGAAUGGAAACAGACUAUAAUCCCAUGGAGCUAAGCAAUAUGUCAGGAUUUGAAGAAGGAUCGGAGCUCAAUGGCUUUGAAGGAACUGAUGUAAAAGACAUGAGACUGGAAGCGGAAGCCGUGGUAAACGAUGUUCUCUUCGCCGUCAAGAACAUGUUUGUCUCAAAAAGCCUGCGCUGUGCAGAUGACGUGGCCUACAUCAAUGUGGAGACUAAGGAAAGGAACAGAUACUGCCUGGAGCUCACGGAGGCAGGGCUUCGGGUGGUGGGGUACGCGUUCGACCAGGUGGAGGAGCCUCUGCAGACACCCUACCACGAAACCGUCUACUCGUUGUUGGACACGCUCAGCCCAGCCUACCGGGAGGCGUUUGGGAAUGCGCUCCUGCAGAGACUGGAAGCUCUGAAAAGGGAUGGACAGUCCUGACUACACCUUCCCCUUAGGGGGCACUGCUGCUGGUACAGAACGUGGCGGAAAGCGUGAAAUUGUUGCACACACUCAUAGUAGAAAAUGCAUCUUUGAUUUUGUGUGCUUGCCACUUGCUUCACAUUUAGGCUUUUGACUCAGAACAUCACUGACUAACGAAUUGAAUUCGUUUCUGCUUCAUUAAGGGAAGUCUGAGGCCAUUGCUAUGAUACCAUCAUUGAGACAUCUAAAUUUCUUCAUAGGAAUUCUCUGCAUUUCCGAACCUAAUCAGUAUUUCAUUCUCUUAUUACAGGGCUUCGAUGCUGCCAGCACUCUCUUUAUCAUAGGAAAUUCUAGAUUUGCACAGUAAAAUAGGAAUUAGAAUUGCCUAACUUCAAACUGGGACUCAGCCUGCUAAAUCAGGGGUUUGCUGCUAGCUUGGACUGACUUCGUAGUGAUUAUUCUGGUACUAGCCUUAUUGGAAACAAACUGUCAACUGGUUUCUCCUGCACAAAUUUUGAAAUUCACUGCUUCACCUCAUCUUUAUAUUACAAAUGCAGACUGAAAAGUGAAUGACUUGCAAAUGAUUUAGUGUUAAAUGAAAGACAGGGACAGAAACAGUUACAUGUUCCUUGUUUGCCACAACCAGCCAACUAAGCAGAGAACAAACUGUUAGCAAAUGAAUGUAAUAAUUACUCAAUUCCAAGAUACCUAAGCACAUAAGCAAGUACAGGACCAGGCCCCAUCCUCCACACAAGCACCCUCAGUGUGUGUGAUGCAAAGAAAGAAGAUUCUGGUUUCCUAGAAAACAGUAUCGUGGCCUAUGUUGGUUCUUACUCUGAAUGUCUGUUUACAUACUGUACAGUGUAUAUGCAGAAAGUAUUUUUGCUCCCACGUUACUUUCUACGGCGUGAGGCUUUGGUAUUCCCCAGGACCCUCCCCACAGACGGACUGCCUCCGUCUCCUGUUCCUUGUGCAGUGUACUGUGAGUGUGCAGUGUGGGUUUCAAACCAAAGGAUGAGUGAAGUAUUCAGAGACUUCCUCUUUGACAAAAAGAUCCUCUGUAUUUUAUAUUUUAUUACAGGUACUGAUAUUUAUAAACCUAAUAAACUUGGCCAUGCUGCUGCAUGUUUUCAAGUGCAUAUUGAACAAUAAAGAUUGAGGAGUUGUUUUCUUGUCACCGAAAAGAAAUACUGAACUAAAAUUCCACACACCCAGACACACCUUCAUAAAUUUGUCAUCUGCAGGUCUUUUCAUUAUUUUUUGGAAACAGACAUUUUAGGCUCUGAGCUCACGUGAGGGCUGGAAGUGCAGCUCAGUGGAGAGGGUUUGUCUGACAUGCAAGGCCCUGGGUUCAGUCCUCAGCUCGGGAAAAGGAGGAAAUGGAUCAGGGGGGCCAGAGCAAACUAGAAUUGGGUUUGCAUUGCUGUCCACUGCUGCGCUUCAUUGGAAUGCUUUAUGUUUGUAACUAUGUUCACUUUCAGCUUUGUUUGCAGAUGCUUAACAUGUGGGCAGUGAAGUCCAACCAGGUGGAACUUUCUCAUGCUUCAUUAAUCUCAGGCUCACUGUAAAUGAUAUUUGUAAAGUUUGAAUAAAAUUGUUUACUCAUUUACAUAUGAAAAAAGCACUUGUAUCUUUAAAAAUUGAAGUUGUUCAUUUUGUGAUA